GUUCGUUCGAUCUCGGUCGUAGCACGAGAAUGGGAGAGGGAACGUUGGAGAUAAAGAAGUUGAGGACGGAGUGGCGUUGCGAGGAGGAGGAGGGGAAGGUGGGGGGCACGGGCGGGUGGGAGACGCCGAAGAGGGCGGAAUGCCGGAUCCCGGCCCCGGUCCGCUGCCCCGCGCCGCCCAAGAAGAAGUCCCCCGCCGUGGCGUUCGGCAAGCGGAGGGAUCCGCCCAAGAACGGCUACUUCAACCCGCCCGACCUCGAGGCCCUCUUCGCGCUGGCGCCGAGGAGAGAGGCCUGCGCGUGAACUGCACCCACACGGAGGCCUCUUGUAGAUAAACAGAUGCUACACCUCACUGUUGUAAUCUACUGUCGAUUCACUUAGGAUUAGGAUUCCCUUUUCCUCUGUAUCUAUCUACUCCUUCAAACUUCUUUUCCCGUAAUAAUAUUAGUUAUUUUUACUUGUUUCUCUA
This is a messenger RNA of Musa acuminata subsp. malaccensis (wild Malaysian banana), 468 nucleotides long. The record is from RefSeq and is a predicted model, not a curated record. Lineage: Eukaryota; Viridiplantae; Streptophyta; Magnoliopsida; Zingiberales; Musaceae.